This is a messenger RNA of Hypomesus transpacificus, 1615 nucleotides long. RefSeq names its product translocase of inner mitochondrial membrane 10 homolog B (yeast) (gene timm10b). The record is from RefSeq and is a predicted model, not a curated record. Gene Ontology annotation, cellular component: mitochondrial intermembrane space chaperone complex. Lineage: Eukaryota; Metazoa; Chordata; Actinopteri; Osmeriformes; Osmeridae. The coding region runs from base 252 to 1358 and encodes 368 amino acids. The transcript has 3 exons.
GUCACUACCCGUGAAAAACAUGGCAGCGUACACAUGAAAGUCAUGCUACUAGUUUAUGGUAAAUUCAUGUAAUUUCAUUACAAUUUCCUUUCUCGUUUAAUCUGCGGUUUUUGUACCCGAUUUUAAUAAUAUACCACAAGAACUCUUAACAUAUACAUCGUGGACAUAGAUUGUUUCAAGCAGCCCAAGUAAUUUACAUUUCUUGGCUACAAAACUAGCUUGCUAGCAUUAGCCUUUCUGACAGCCUUGCCAUGGAAUCUGAGCAACAACAGCUACGGAAUCUUCGGGACUUUCUCAUGGUCUACAACCGCAUGACAGAGAUUUGUUUCCAGCGAUGUUCCAGCAAUUUCAACUACAGAAGCCUCACUAUGGACGAGGAGCGCUGUGCGGACAACUGUGCAGGAAAGCUGAUCCGCUCCAACCAUCGCUUGAUGGGCACUUACGUUCAGCUGAUGCCCAAAAUGGUUCAGCGCCGCAUGGAGGAGAUGGAGAGCAAGGCUGCGGAGGCAGCCAGGGCAGUGGAAGCAGCCGGGGCCUCAGAGGAGGCUGGGGCUGGUGCUCUUCCAGGGGGGUCUGCUGUAGCGGAAUCUCCACUUCCCUUAGUACCAACAGAAACACCCCAGAUGAUCUCCUCAGCGUUGAGUGGAGCAGGAGAUUUCACAGGCCUCCAGACCACUACAACAGGACUUUCAGCUGAUGUCCCUGUCAUGCAGAGCCCAGGCCCUGUCCUAGGUGACAUUCUAGGGACAGCAGAGGUACCGCCGAUGUCCACCCCGGUCCUAAACUCAGAGUGGUUAGAGUCCCCUGCUGACCUUGCUCCUAUAUCCUCUGUUUCAAUUGCUGCUCCUCCCAUGCAAGAUGGCAAAAUGGCCAUCGCUAUGCCCGCCAUCACCCCAGCAGCAGCGCCUCUCUCCUCACUAUCCGAAGCUGUGAGCGGAACUGCUUUUACCGUAGUCCCACCUUUAGAGUCUCCCUCUAUUGUAAGUGGGCUCACAACUACAAAUGGAGGUGUGUCGGCCCCUAUUGUGCCAGGAAACUCUUCACUGGUAAUAUCAGUUCCACCCACGAUGACACCGGCAGCAACAGCGAUACCAGUAGAGGUUACAUCAGUCGCUAGUUCUGGGCUGCGUGAUAUCCCACAUGCUCCAGCAGCCCCAGGGGUUCCUGCCGUAUUUGCCCCAGUAAUGGCACCCAACCCGGGCCUGCCCGAAGGGGUCAUGUCUGCGCCUGUCCUGGCUCCUUCUGGAGCCCCUUCACAGAUGGUUAGCAUCCCAGUUACCAACGGUAGCGACGUGUCCAUCUCCCCCAGUAUAGAAUCAUCCACUGUGACCAAACAGGACUCUCCGCCCCCUUCUUGAGUGAAUGAGCAGAUUAGUAUGGUAAGUAAGCGUGGGGCUGGUUAAAGAAGGGGUAUCAGGCCUGGUCAAUAUGUUUCAGCUGUUACCCCAACUUAUAACCUUUUUUAAGAUGGAGCAACUGUCCAUUAAUGACUAUAAUGAGGAGAUGACAAAUACCAUGUUCAUGUCUAUGCCAUGUUACUGUACAUAGUAUAGCCAUCUACUGUGUUGGAUGACCAGAAGUUUUUUUUUCUCAAAUAAGAAUAAAAUAUUAUUCU